AUAACGAUUAGGUCCCCAGGGUCCGGAUUGGCUGAGACGCGAAGUCCCGCCCCCGGACCGAAGACGCUGCGGUGGGCGGGCCCGGGGCUGCGCAGUGCGCGCGGGCCGCCGACGUGAAUGGCAGCCUCCAUCUCCCGUGCCGCCGCCCUGCGCAGCCCGCGGUUGCUGUUGCUGUCACCGCCGCCGUCGCCCGGGGCCGCUCGCCCCGGCCCGCGCCCGUUCUCUUCGGGGCCGCCCGACAUGCAGCCGUUGCCCGCUGCUCGGGGCUGGCUCACGGGCCUCCGCUUCGACAACCGCGCCCUGCGGGCGCUGCCGGUGGAGGAGCCGCCGCCCGGCGGGGACCUGGCCCCGCGGCCGGUGCCGGGCGCCUGCUUCAGCCGCGUUCGGCCCUCCCCGCUCCGCGAGCCGCGCCUCGUAGCGUUUUCGGCCCCGGCGCUGGCGCUGCUCGGCCUCGGCCCGCCGCCGCCACCGGGUGCCGAGCCCGAGGGCGAAGAGGAGGAGCCAGAGGAAGAGGAGGCCGAGGCCGGGGGAUCCCGCCGCCGCCGCCGCCCGGGCUCCGGCGCCGAGGCCGAGCUGGAGCUCUACUUCAGCGGCAACGCGCUGCUGCCCGGCUCCGAGCCCGCCGCGCACUGCUACUGCGGCCACCAGUUCGGCAGCUUCGCGGGGCAGCUGGGCGACGGCGCCGCCAUGUACCUGGGCGAGGUGCUGGGCCCCGGCGGCCAGCGCUGGGAGCUGCAGCUCAAGGGCGCCGGCCUCACGCCCUUCUCCCGGCAAGCUGAUGGCCGCAAAGUUCUGCGCUCCAGCAUCCGGGAAUUCCUGUGCAGUGAGGCCAUGUUCCACCUGGGCAUCCCCACGACCCGGGCAGGCUCCUGCGUGACCUCCGAGUCCAAAGUGAUUCGGGACAUCUACUACGAUGGCAAUCCCAAAUAUGAAAACUGUGCCGUGGUGCUGCGCAUCGCCUCCACUUUCCUGAGAUUUGGCUCUUUUGAGAUUUUUAAACCUCCUGAUGAACACACGGGGCGAAAAGGCCCCAGCAUGGGCCGGAAUGACAUACGGAUACAAAUGCUCGACUAUGUCAUUGGUAGUUUUUACCCAGAAAUCCAGGCCGCCUUUGCAGAGAACAGCGUGCAGAGGAAUGCGGCCUUCUUCCGAGAGGUCACUCGGCGCACUGCGCGGCUGGUGGCCGACUGGCAAUGUGUGGGCUUCUGCCACGGCGUGCUGAACACGGACAACAUGAGCAUCGUGGGGCUCACCAUCGACUAUGGGCCCUUUGGGUUCAUGGACAGGUACGACCCUGAUCACAUCUGCAACAGCUCAGACACGUCGGGCCGCUAUGCGUACAACAAGCAGCCCGAGGUGUGUAAGUGGAACCUGCAGAAGCUGGCCGAGGCCCUGGUGCCCGAGCUGCCCCUGGAGCUCAGCGAGCCCAUCCUCGGGGAAGAGUACGACACCGAGUUCGAGAAGUGCUAUUUGCACAAGAUGAGGCAGAAGCUGGGUCUGAUCCGGCUGGAGCUCGAGGAGGACCGGGAGCUGGUGUCUGCCCUUCUGGAGACCAUGCACCUCACGGGGGCGGAUUUUACAAACACGUUCUACUUACUGAGCUCCUUCUCUGUGGCGCUGGAGCCCACCCAGGAGGCUCGCUUCCUGGACCAGCUUGCUCAGCAGUGCGCCUCCUUGGAAGAACUGAAGCUGGCCUUCAGGCCACAGAUGGAGCCCAGGCAGCUCUCUAUGAUGCUCAUGCUGGCCCAGUCCAACCCUCAGCUCUUUGCUUUAAUUGGAACUAAGGCAAGCGUCAACAAGGAACUGGAGCGGAUCGAGCAGUCCUCUAAACUGCAGCACUUGUCCCCCACUGAGCUGAUCACCCAAAACCGGGAGCACUGGGAGACGUGGCUCCAGAGCUACAGAGCCCGGUUGGAACGAGACAUGCAGAGCGUCAGCAACAGGAACAACUGGAACCUGGAGCGGGUGCGAGUCAUGCGAUCCUCCAAUCCCAAGUACAUCCUGAGGAACUACAUGGCCCAGAAUGCCAUCGAAGCUGCGGAGCGGGGCGACUUCUCGGAGGUGCGGAGGGUGUUGAAACUGCUGGAGAAACCUUACUGCGAGGACCAGGAGGAGGAGUACGCAGAGGAGCUCACGGAGGCCGCGGAGAGUGGGGCAGCAGCCGCCGGCGGCCGCCGCCUGGCCUACAGCAGAAAGCCCCCCCUCUGGGCCGCAGAGCUGUGUGUCACGUGAUCUUCGUAGCUGCCUUGUGGGCAUUUCCCCAUUUCUCACAAGGCUCCUGGGCACCACUGAGUCACCAAAACAGGGCAUUUGGUGCUUUGGUUGGUCCCUGCACAUGUCCAGCCACUGCGGGGCGGGACCACACCUCAGCCACCAAAUGGCUGUUUUUCCAUGAAGGCAAAGACAUCCAGUCAGUGUGACCUGUCUCUGUCUGAUGCUGACUAGGUAACCCAACACCACGCCCCUCCUCCCUGCGCUCCCUCCUCCCUGCGCCUUUUCUUGAAGCUGUUCACUCCUAGUAGAUGCUGGGAGCUGCCUCUGGCCAGUGGCAGAGGUGCUAAAGAGGGGAAGGGGAGCCUGCCCUGCCCCUGUGGAGGGGGCAGCCAGCUGGUUUCUUCAUCUUCAGGGCCUUAGAAAUAGAAACUCAUCCGGUGAUUGACCGGGACUUACACUCUAAAGAGGAGGCGGCUCCUCGGUGAGGGGGUGGUCCCACUGCAGCCCAGCUCGCUUUCUCCUGUCUGUACAAACAGCCACCCCCCCCACCCACCCCCAAUAAAGAAUGCUACUGGACUGA
Molecule: messenger RNA, 2794 nt
Organism: Dromiciops gliroides (monito del monte)
Lineage: Eukaryota; Metazoa; Chordata; Mammalia; Microbiotheria; Microbiotheriidae
Gene: SELENOO
Product: selenoprotein O
Exons: 9
Source: RefSeq, a predicted model, not a curated record